GGUUAUUCCAAUUGCUUUGAUAUUUUAUAUGUAGACACUUUUAGUGGACCUCCAUUCUCAAGUAGUGAUCUGAUUCUGUUCUUCCUAUUUACAGUCAAUGUUUUACAUCACAGAAUCCAGUGUGUACAGAAAUCAUGUCUUCUUUUAUCGAAAAAUGGUGUGGAAAGAUUUGAAACGUUUGGGAAUGAAAGAUUAUGUAGAGAGAGGAGUUUUACGAAAGUUGCCAAAUGAUAUUGGUGAAGAAAAAAGUUUAAAAUUUGGUUUCUACAACUUGAGAUUUUUGCCAAAGAAAUCAAGUGUACGACCGAUAAUCACUAAGUCUGUAAUCCCACAAGUGAAAACAAAAAACUUCAACUUGAAGGCUGCAUUAGAGACGUUAAAAUAUGUUACGAAAAAAUCUCCCGAACUCGUUGGGUCUGCUGUAUUUGGAAUGCAUGAUGUUUAUGACAUUUGGAAAAAGUUUGUCAAUAACGCAAGACAGAAAAACUACAGCGAACUUUAUUUUGUAAAGUUGGAUAUUGAGAAAUGUUAUGAUACAAUGAUACAGUAUCGGUUGAUGUGCAUCUUGGUGGAUAUAUUAAACCAGGAGAAAGACAAAACAUUCAUAAUGCGUCACUAUGUGAUCUGUGGUACAAAUCAAGGCAGACUGUUUAAGAACCAUAAAUGGAAUGUCACAUCAACAAGUGAUCAUCAACCUGACAUGGUUAAGUUCAUUCAAGACAUGGAACCCAGUACAGCUUUAAGUAACAAGAUUAUCAUAGAAGUUGUAAGUUUGGAAAGUCUGUUUGAUGAGACAUCAAAGCUUUUACCUCAUUUUCAAACUCAAUCUUUGACCCAUCCACUCAAUUAUCAUCAACCAUGA
This is a messenger RNA of Saccoglossus kowalevskii, 862 nucleotides long. RefSeq names its product telomerase reverse transcriptase. Lineage: Eukaryota; Metazoa; Hemichordata; Enteropneusta; Harrimaniidae. Gene Ontology annotation, cellular component: telomerase catalytic core complex. The record is from RefSeq and is a predicted model, not a curated record. Gene Ontology annotation, molecular function: telomerase RNA binding; telomerase activity; telomeric repeat DNA binding. Gene Ontology annotation, biological process: telomere maintenance via telomerase.